Molecule: messenger RNA, 795 nt
Organism: Canariomyces notabilis
Lineage: Eukaryota; Fungi; Ascomycota; Sordariomycetes; Sordariales; Chaetomiaceae
Exons: 1
Coding region: 1-795 (264 amino acids)
Biological process (GO): signal transduction; protein phosphorylation
Molecular function (GO): protein serine/threonine kinase activity; ATP binding
Source: RefSeq, a predicted model, not a curated record
AUGGAGAUUAUUCAAUCCAAAGAGGCCUUUAGGGUUGUCGGCAACAAACUCGAGUUUGACUGUGUGAAAGGGGUUGUGCGAUACAAAUCCAGCGUGUACUUCGGCAAGUGGCAGGAUCGAUGGCAUCCACCACUCAGUCUCUCCGAGUUAUACGAUGUCAAACUAGUGGAGACCGAUGUUAGAGGACCCGAAGUGCAGCCUUCUUGGACAGUGGCGUCGAAGCAGAGUUGCUAUAUCAAGACACCAAGCCUUUUCGACUAUGCCUGUGCGCCGGACCUCGAGAGACGGAUCCUCCAUGAAGUCAUGACGUGCGAAAUCCUUAGGAAGCAUCCUCAUCCAAAUGUCGCCUCCUACCGUGGCUGUCUAGAAACUGGGGGACGAGUAUCCGGCCUCUGCUUCAAAAAGUACGUCUCGACAUUGGCUGACAAAGUCAACCCUCAGCAUUUGAACAAAUCCGCCUUCCUGCUUAGCGGACGGCCGCUUGUCGAGGAUGCGAUGAAGGCGCAGCUGGACGGCGUAUUGGGUGGUAUUCAACACCUCCAUUCACUCGGUCUGGUCCAUAACGACAUUACGCCUGCCAACAUUAUGCUGGAGGAAGACGGGACAUGGGUCAUCAUCGACUUCGACAGUUGCCGGUAUGUGGGGGAAGUGCUUCGUGAUACGGGGACCAAGAGAACAUAUGGAUGGCAUGACCCUGACGUGACGGUUUCAUCCGAGAAGAACGACCUCGACGCCUUUUUCGAGUUGCGAACCUGGCUCUUUGGAUCAUCGGCCGAUGAAUUCUUAUUCCGGUAA